GAGUGGCCGACGAGUGCGAGGUUUUAUGUCUGCGUGCGAGAUUGACUCGGGGCAGCCGAAUCCGAGCCAGGGGUGGGGUGGGGUGGGACGGGGCGUCGGAAGAGUGGGAAGCUCUGCGGUGCAUCUUCGAAACUUCUUCUUCUUCUUCUUCUUCGGUCUUCAACCUUCGUUCACUUUACCCUUAGUCCAUGGAGUGCUCUGCUGCACCGACGCCGUUUCCGUGUCUCGGGGUCCCACUGCUUCCACACCAGCCACAUCAAUCUAGUUGUCGACCAUCAGUACAGUGCGCUUGUUGAGCUCCUCGACCAGGCCGCUUUGGUGGGCGAACGCGUUGCGUGCGAGUGGGCCACCUGCCUCUGAUGCACCCUGGAGCGACUGCGACUCUCGCAGCCUUUGCUCGAUGAGGUCCGCGACUGCGAAACGUCGGUGGCCGGGUGGGAGUUGGGAGCAGUGUGGAGCGCGGUGGUGAAGGCUCUGCUUGAGCGCUGCAGGUUCCGACCGGAGCCAGAUUUGCAUGCCUUCCAAUAUUCGGGUAACUAUAUGGCCCUAUCAGUUUCAUUUGGCGGUUUUGUAGCCCAUUUAACUGGAUGCUAUGAUGGUUUGGUGUGAGUCCUCUCUCGUGCCUCCACACAACUAGUUGUUGGCUUGGGCUCAUGGAACAUGCGCCCUGAAUGCGCAGAAUAUUCGCAUUCAAAUAUUACUGAGCAAGUUCUAGGGCGUGACUUUGGAGAACUAUCAGUCAUUGAACAAUUUGCCUCUGGUGUCUCUGCGAGUUUCAGAUCACACGUGCCCACAGUGACUCACGAGUUGGAGUCAAAUAUUUAUCGGAUUCUACCGAGGUGCGUUUGGGGAUUGCGUCCGAGUGCGCAUCAGAACACUAUUGUGCGGUUGCAGGCUUUGGGGAAGAGCAGAGCGGAAGCCAGCGUGGAGGAGGAUUGAUCGGAGUAGCUAAUCGGGCGAUCAUUGCAGUUGAUGAAGCAGAUGGAGGGGUCAUUGGAAGGCGCAGCUGUAGAAGGACUAGAAAUUCCUGCUGAUUUCAGAUGUCCUCUCUCGGGAGACUUGAUGUCGGAUCCGGUGAUCGUGGCGUCAGGUCAGACGUACGAAAGGAUUUACAUCCAGCACUGGCUGAAUGAAGGGCACGCACGUUGCCCGAAAACUCAUCAGAAGCUAUCUCACAGGAACCUGAUUCCUAAUUACACUGUGAAAGCUCUGAUAGCCAACUGGUGUGAGACAUACGGAGUGCCAGCUCCGGGACCUGUGCAGUUGAGAGCUUACUCGAGCAGCCUGCAGCCUCCGUCUCCCGGGGCAGCUGGAAAGUCAGACUCGGAUUCAGAUUUGGCAAGUCCGACGGGUAUGACGCCAAGGGCUAGUAGAGGGCCGAUUCUCUUCUCGUCUUUUCGCGGGUUGGGGAGGAAAAGGUCAGGUGCUUCGCGGUUGAACAAUGCUCGCGGUUCCGGGGAGUUGGCUGACAGGGUGAGGAGUUUGAGCGUAGGCGGGGACGAGGGGGAACCUUCCCAGAGCGAUCAGAGCCCUCCGAGAGCACUUACCGGCGACUUGGAAGGGACAAAUUCACUGGAAAGAUCUCAAAGUGCUCAUGCAGUUGAACAUUAUCUUCCGCCUUCGCACUCUCGGACGGGAUCAAAUUGUAGUGUAGCUUCUAGUGUGGAAGAUGGACCUACGGCAUCUGUAAUACAGUUGCCUGUCACUCCGGGGGACCCUUUCCAGGUUGCUCAUGAAAGGUAUCCGGACACUCCGGACAUUGCUGGACACUCCCGACCUAUGACGUCCAGCAACGGAAGCGGGUCGUUCAGCCGGGGUGGGAGUGGUGGCAGCGGUGGCAACUUUUUUAACGAUGAGCCAGGGUCACCAGCAAGGCUACCAGAGAGGUCCACGUUUGGGCGACGCGGGGUGGAUAGGGAUGCCAGCCUUCCUAGAAUUGUUCAUGACAAUACUUCGGGAACUGACAGCACAGUCCAAUCGGACUUGGAGAAAUGGGUGCAGGAUCUUCAAUCGCCGGACAUUGAUACGCAGCGCCAGGCAGCUUGCGAGCUGCGGAUGCUGGCAAAAUACAACAUGGAGAAUCGUGUGACUAUCGCCAAUUCGGGAGCAAUCGAACCGCUGGUUGCGCUUUUGAGCUCUGAGGAUGGGAAAACUCAGGAGAACGCAGUGACGGCAUUGUUGAAUCUUUCGAUCAAUGAUAACAACAAGGCCGAAAUAGCUCGCGCCGGUGCAAUAGGACCUUUGGUGAACGUACUGCGGGUGGGGAAUGCAGAGGCGAUGGAGAAUGCGGCAGCGACGUUGUUCAGUUUGUCGGUUAUGGACGAUAAUAAGGUGGCGAUAGGAUCAUCUGGUGCCAUUCCUCCUUUGGUUCAUCUUCUCAUUAACGGGAGUCCUCGGGGUAAGAAGGAUGCUGCGACAGCCCUUUUCAAUCUGUCUAUUUAUCAUGAGAACAAAGGACGGAUUGUCGAAGCCGGGGCCAUCAAACCGCUGGUGGAGCUGAUGGCGGACCCAGCUGCAGGCAUGGUGGAUAAAGCGGUUGCGGUGUUGGCGAAUUUGGCGACGAUUACCGAAGGGAGACAGGCGAUUGGCGAAGAACAGGGUAUUCCGGCUCUGGUGGAAGUGGUGGAAGCAGGUUCGCUAAGGGGGAAGGAGAACGCAGCUGCAGCUCUCCUUCAGCUAUGCACGAACAGUCAUAGGCACCGCGCGUUGGUUUUGCAGGAAGGGGCAAUUCCUCCGCUGGUAGCUUUGUCACAAUCGGGCUCUCCUCGUGCUAAGGAGAAGGCCUCAGCUCUAUUACGUCAUUUUCGGGAGCAACGACAUGGCGGUAUGGGAGGGCGAUCCAACCCAGACAGACACAUGGCAGGGUACUGAUUUCCCCGCUAAGGAGGCGGUUCUCAAGUAGUUAAGCGAAUCGCAGAAUAGGGAGGGGGUAGAGGGGUUGUUCUCUCCUUCCCACUAUAUAUAUGGUGACGUUGGACUGCAGCUAUGGCUUCAUGCGUCGGGGCCGCUGGAAGCGGGCAGAGGAAACAGGACAAAUGCAGAAUUCGUUUGCUCCAGCUUUGUGUGAGCAAUCCAAACACCGUUCGUUUAGCAUGAUGUCUCUUGUACACGCCUCGACGAUUGUGUAGAAGUUAUAGUCAUUUGUGGGGAAAGUAGGAGGCUUCGGUGCAAGGCGAGUUCCCUGGUUGUCCCUGCUUUGUAGUCUGGGUAUCUCCCAGGCACAUUCUAGAUGUUGCAUUUCGGAUGUUGGGACAUAGUUUUUUAAUCAACUGAUUUACAUACGACAGAUGUCAAAGUCUGUAGGUGGAGAUGAUUGUAAUUUUUGUUCGUCAUGAGUAGGAAUCGUUAGGUGGUCUUGGAGAGUGGGGGAGUGGAAGCCUAUCGCGUGUUGGGAACAAUUAGUUCGGAUGACCCACAUUUGGGGGUUGCAUGUGUAGUCAUGGCACCAAGAUUGCUGUAUAUUGGAUAUUUAUUUUUAGAUUCCUCGAAUCACGAGGGGGUUUGCAAGUUCCGCAGAGAUAUGUCGUCUUAUCAGCAUGGUUUGAGCAGUUCGUGGUUCUCGUACUUGUGGAGGGUUGUUACAAUGAGCGGUUGUGGACCCUCCGAUGGGAUGAAAGCAAGUAGUGUGACCAACACGAUUUACGUUGUUUCGACAUGAUCCAAUUGGAAUUUGUUGAGGAAAAUGUUGAUAGAGGCAGUUGAUUAGCUGGUUUAGAUGCCAAGGACCUGUGAUUGUACCGUUUUUGCAUAUUUGGAUAAAUGAGUUUGACAAGUGGAAACAUUAGUAUUGACA
Messenger RNA from Physcomitrium patens, 3793 nucleotides. The record is from RefSeq and is a predicted model, not a curated record. Lineage: Eukaryota; Viridiplantae; Streptophyta; Bryopsida; Funariales; Funariaceae.